Messenger RNA from Penicillium atrosanguineum, 2115 nucleotides. RefSeq lists its product as uncharacterized. The transcript has 2 exons. Lineage: Eukaryota; Fungi; Ascomycota; Eurotiomycetes; Eurotiales; Aspergillaceae. The coding region runs from base 1 to 2115 and encodes 704 amino acids. The record is from RefSeq and is a predicted model, not a curated record.
AUGUUGGACUGGAUGAAAGGGAACGAGGGCAAUGUUGCAGAUACCUCCAAGGUGCUGGAACCGCCCGAGACCCCGGCUCCCGUGUUCGCGAUGCGCGCCUUCAAGAGCGCCUUGUUUGGAACACCCGCUGUAGAAGAGGAGGAGGAAAAGCGCGCAUCACAACCAAAGCCGCCUGGUCAUCAACGCAGCAAGAGCGACACAACUAAUCCCAUCCCUAUUGAGAAGAAGGAAGCCCCGAAACUCGACCCCGACGCGACCUUUAACCCCUCGGGUUCCCCGACCAAGAGUAUCCUUGUGACUCCCGGAACAAUCGCGAACCGACGCAAGACUGUCUCCUUUGGUGAGGGUGUCGUUGAUAACGAAGGUAAACGCGACGCUCGCGUUACGAAAACGCCUCCUAAUCCUGCGGGCAAUAUCACAACACAAUGGAUGUCAGGGUCAGCUGAUGGCAAGCCACGAAGCAAGCUCACUCAGACACUGCUUGAUGCGCGGGAUAACGCGAACAAUAAUGCUGAAUCACCGACCAAGUCUGCGACAGCUUUCACAUCGGACACGAAGACUGUCUCACGAUCCCAAUCCAAGGAUGAAGUCGAAGACAUCACCCUCAACUUGGAUGAGCCACGUUCAGAGUCGGGCAAAUACUGGAAGACGGAAUUUGACGCCUAUCGAGUUCGGACUAACCGAGAAAUCAAAAAGCUGAUUCACUAUCGGUCAGUCGCCAAGUCUUAUGCUCGGAAGAAGGAUUCGGAGUCUCUGCGGCUGGCAGACAAGCUGCGAGAGGAAGAGGAGAAGGUGGUGGAGAUGGAGCACCAGGUCUCACGACUUGCCGCCGCAAUUGCUGGGGAGGGAUCUCAGGCUGGCAAGGAAGGAUUGAUCCAAGAUCUCACCAAGCAGACUACCUUGGCGCUCCAGUACAAGCAGCAAGUCUCGUCUCUGCGCAGGUCGCUCGAGCAACAAGGGGUUGUCAAAUGCGAUGUGGUCCAAGCUACUGAGUCAACCAAGGAAGAGCAACAUUCAGACAGUUCAUCGGAGCUACGUAAAGUGCAACAGGAGCUGAAGCAAGCGAACGCUCAAAUCGAGGAAAUGAAGCGGCAAAGCUCAGACCUUAGCACACUUCGAAACCUCGCGCAAAGCUCAGAAAAGAAAGCGCAAGAUCUCAAAAAGGAGAACCACUCUCUCAAACAAACCCUGGCGCGCGUCAAGCAAGAAAUGUCGAGAUACGAAGGCCGGCGCAAGGAGAAGGAAACGAAACUCAAGCAGAGAGAGGCCAAAUUGGAAGCACGGAUCCAAGAGUACCGAGAACGUUUGAAGUCAGCCUCCCAAGAGCACCGUGCAUCAGAGGAGGCGCUGCGUACAGAUUUCGAGGAAGAGCGCCGUGGAAUGCGAAAGCAGAUCGACCUCUUGAAGCUACGUUCUGCCGGUACAGAGCAUGGCCCGACUCUACGUCCCCAGCAACGCCAUUCCUCAAGCCCGCGCAAAGAGUAUUCGGGGGUGCACGUGUACGACUUUGCAGGCAAAGACCACCCAGAGAUCGAAGAAGAAGCCACCGAGGACAUUGAAGCACCUCCAAGCCCAAGCCCUCGCUCCAAGGGACGACAAACCCGCAGUGCGACGACAGGCGCUCUGGAUCUGAGAAGAGUUCGGGAUGUCGCCGCAGAUGAUGACGAGGUUACGCAUUAUCUGAACCAGAUCCUCCCCAAGCCACAUCAGGGCGUGCAUACAGAGCAGGACGCAAUCCCACCCUCGUCACCGCCGGACAUCGCACCUGUAAAAUCCCUCAGUCGCAGCCACACGAAGUACCAGUCCAUUCGGGAUGGCCAGCGCUCGUAUCGCUCUCUAUACUUGCGUGACCCCGACAACACGGAUGGAGGAAACGCACAGCACUCACGACCCCAUAUCAAGUCCACCUUAGAUUCAAUUUCGGGCCUACCUGCUACACGGGCCAACUAUGCCGGAUACACCAUUUCCGCCGGUGAACGCGGCACACGACGUGGACUAGCCGAUAUGAGAAGCGACAUGCUCUCACCAGAGAGAGUGGCUGCAGCUAAAUCGAGGCUCAAGCAGAAGCACGAUAGUCGAAAGUCAAAGGCAUUGCUUGGAAAAGAGAAUUUCUAG